Messenger RNA from Hyphopichia burtonii NRRL Y-1933, 1279 nucleotides. RefSeq lists its product as uncharacterized. NCBI's taxonomy places the organism in Eukaryota, Fungi, Ascomycota, Pichiomycetes, Serinales, Debaryomycetaceae. Bases 266 to 1192 code for a protein of 308 amino acids. The record is from RefSeq and is a predicted model, not a curated record. The transcript has a single exon.
UUUUGGCAGGCUGCAAAAUGAAAAUAGUUGCUCAUCCUUGGUUUAUUUGCUCUUGCUUGUUGAUAACCAACCCAACAUAACAAGAGGUGUUUGAAGCAAAUCAAAGUACUGACCGUUGUCGUCACAAGCAAGUCAACUCAUAAAAUUGCGUAUUACUAAGUUUUUUUCUUCAACUGUGGGUGGAGUUCCACAGUAAAGAUUUAUGCUAUAUAAAGGGGAUGGUAUUCAAUUGAUUAGAAAAAUUAUUAAUAAAUUCUACAAGACAAUGUCAUCUAAACCAUCAGUUUCAUAUAAACCAAGUGUUGCUGUCCUCGGAACAUCAGGAUUCCUUGGAGAACCAGUUCUCGCAGCUUUUAGUAGACCGGAUUUGGUUGAUAAAAUCCAAUUUCCGGUUAAAGCUUUAACAACUAACAUUAGACAAAAAAGAGACAAUUCUACUGUUCAGUUUGUUGAAGGUUCAAUUACUCUGGCCAAUAAACAAGCAAUCAUUGAAGAGCUUGCCGGUACUGAUGUUAUUAUUGAGUUAUUACCAGCAGAUUUGGGAAUUUUCAGGGUGGUUGAAGAGAUUGUCAAGGAAAUCCAACCAAAAGUGUUUAUUCCUUCACAAUUCGGUGUUGAUUUAGAACAAGUCCAAAAAAACAUUCCUGACUUCCUUAGUGUUAAAAGUGAUCAUUCUACCAAAAUCAGAGAAUUCGGGGUUAAAGUUGUUGAUAUUUACACUUCAUUAUUUGCUAUUCCAGAAUCUGCAUUAUACGAAGUGGUUGGUCAAGUUGGUAUUAACAAAGAAGAAAAUACUGCUACUCUAUAUGGUCCACCUCAGACCAAAGUAGCAAUUUCAUUUCUACCAGAUAUUGGUAAUGCCGUUGCCUCGCUCGCUUCAAUUGAACCACUGAAAUUGCCCAAUUCCAUCCGUAUCCAAUCGGAUGAAGUUUCUUAUGCAGAUAUCAUUAACAGAUAUGAAGUUGAUCAUAAUAUCAAAUUGAAAGUAAACCAAAUCGAUGGCCAGCAAACCUUGAAAUCGGCCCAGGAAAAAUAUAGUAAACUGAAGACUUUUGGUCCUGGUGACUUUUUCUUUUACUUAACCCUUUUCGGUGGAUUGGGUACUGACAAUGGAUUAAGCUACUCUUCCAACGAUGACGAAUUGGUUAAUCCAAAUGGCCAACUAUGGAGCUGGUCCAAGUUCAAUAACUAAAAACACCAUACAUAAGUAUGCAUUUGCCUACACUUUAGUCUCUUAUUACGUAAUUUCUAAUUGAAAGUCACCGUGUCUUUUACCAUG